GGUUUGAGUUAAUUUGUUUUUGCUGAUAAGUGCACUACUGAAAGUGUAUAUAAGUAGAAGUUGGACAACGUACACUUGCAGUGUUUAAAAAUGCAAUACUUGCAUAUCUUUGGGCUCUUGGUCUUUUUGGCCGCUUAUGGAUCAACCCUUGAACGUCGUGAUAGGGAAUUUUACGGGAUAUCUAAGGAGCAUGUUGGGCAGCUAACGAAUAUUGAAAAUAAAUGGGAUUCUAUGGAAUUUGUACAACACAAGAUAUCCUUGAAGCAGCCACAGAGAUAUAACCGAUUCAAACGUCAGUCCUUCACACCAUUUGAAAGGCGUGUGAUACGUUUACUACGUAAAUUGGGCUUAUUAAAAAGCGAUGCUGAACGACUGUUGGAUACCCUCGAAAAGGACAAGGAUCUGUUACGAAGAUUAAAGAAGUUACUCGACGAGGUGGACAGCGAACAUGAGACCAAGGACUUCCUUGAAGAUUUCUUCGAUUUAGUUUUUUUCAACAAAAUAUAAGCAGCUUUGUUUCUGUUGUUCGGAAUGAUAUUGAUGAUAUUAUUCUAACGUUCCAUAACAAUAUUGCCGAUUAAACCGAUAAAAAGGUAGUAAAUGAAUGCCAUAAAAUCGUUUAUUUAAAUUAUUUUAGAUAUUGCAAACAAUCUGAUUGCUAAUAGCUAACAAUGUCAUUAGGAUAAUCGUUUGGAUUAUUCUAAUCCCUCACUUCCUUCCACCCCCUCCCCGCCAUCACCCUCCCGAUAAUUAUCGAUAGUUUUGGGCACUUGUGUUGGACCAACUUAAAACACCGCACAAAUGAUUGCCAUAAAUUUGAUGGCAACAAACAACGACAACAACAAAGAGUAGCGCUGCCGCCCGCGCUUUCUCCGCAGUUCUCGCCAUUUCUCCGCUCUACUUUCUCCGCUCCUCUCUCCACUCAGUAAUGUGCCAACUGUUGAGUUUCCUUCCGCUUCCGAAUGCGAGCGCGAAAGAGAGAGAGAGCGAGAGCGAGAGAGGGUGUGAGACAGAGACGGGGCGAGCGGGAGUGUGUGGGCGGUGGGUGGCAAAGGGUGAGGGAGUGAGAACGAUACGGCCACUCGCUCGCUCGCUCGCUCUCGCUCUCUCUCCCUCCCUCCCUCUCGCUCUCUCGCCGGCAUCGAGGGCUGCUUACAGGUGUUUAUAGUACUUCGGCUUUUGCCGACCGCAGCCGAAGUUGCCGGCCGAGUGCUGGCCUCUCGCUCGCUCCCCUGCGUAUGCUCAAUAGCGCCCUCUCGCUCCCGGUCGCUUUAUAUUCCUGGCAAUGCGUCGCCUUCGCAUCAGUUUCAUUUGAACGGUCGACGAGGCGCGUUGUGCUAGGAAGAAAUAACUCAUUUAAAUAGCAGAACAGCCCAAGCUGGCCAAACAUUUCAAAGCAAAAUACCAAACUCUCUGGAACUCCCAAGUUCUUCAAAAACACCGACAUCGCCCAAAACACAACAAAAACAUCCCAUACCAUAAGAAAAACAUAAACAUACUGAAAAACUUACAAUAUCUAAAUAUAAAGUAACUAUUUUUUUGAUUGUGCUUCUAAGUGUUGUGCUAAAACUAUAUUAACUUGUACAAAUAUUCGAAAAUAUUCAAAGAUAUUCCAAAGUAUUUACACAAUACUUGAUAAAUAAGCUACGAUACAAACUCAAAACUAACUGUAAAACUAAGAUCCCGUUUUUGUGCUUUUUGAAUCCUAACUGUUAACGUGUAAAAGCACGCAAAAAUGUGCACGAAAUUUUCACUUGACUCGAACGACUGAAAAGUGCGUUCCAUUGAAAUGAAAAACUGAAGCGGUAAACCGAAGCGCGCGAAACUUUUGAUUAAUUAAAAGUAAAACAAAAAACCCAGAGAGCCGACCAAGAACUUCUGGCUUCUGGUGUCCCACAACGGCCACAGGAAUCGACAACAACAACAACAACGAGAGUCCUGAACUCAGCCGCAAAAGAAAAAAACUUUCCUACAGGAAGCUAAACAAACCGGAAA
Molecule: messenger RNA, 1995 nt
Organism: Drosophila simulans
Lineage: Eukaryota; Metazoa; Arthropoda; Insecta; Diptera; Drosophilidae
Exons: 2
Coding region: 91-507 (138 amino acids)
Source: RefSeq, a predicted model, not a curated record